AUGGCUUCAUUAGAUGUUUCGGGCACAGGUAAUGAGCUCAAUGGAGCUCACGACCUCGGCCACUCCAGAAAACAAAUCAUGCUCAAUGCAUUUGACAUGUUUACACCGACGCACAUGAAUUUUGGACAAUGGAAGAACCCAGCAGACAAGGGCAGCACAAAGCGAGAUCUGGCGUACUGGAUCGAGUUGGCCCAAUUGUUGGAGCGCGGCGGCUUCUUGUCUCUCUUCAUUGCAGACACAUACGGAGGAUACGACACCUACGAGGGCAACUUGGAUAAUUGUGUCUCGAGAGCGGUGCAGUGGCCCGUCUUGGACCCUAUUGUGCCGGUCUCUGCAAUGGCAGCAGUCACCAAGAACUUGGCGUUUGGAGUCACGGGCUCAACAGCCGGCGAACUGCCCUUUCUCCUGGCCAGAAGGUAUUCAACGUUGGAUCAUCUGACCAAAGGUCGCAUUGCCUGGAACAUUGUCACAUCGUGGAAGAAGUCGGCCUUCAAGGCCAUUGGCUUCGAUAGCCCCGUCGAGCAUGACGAGAGAUAUCUACAGGCAGACGAAUAUCUGAAAGUCAUGUACAAACUCUGGGAGGGUUCCUGGUCCAACGACGCCAUCAAGAAAGAUGCCGAAAAUGACACGUACACGGACGCCUCCAAAGUCCGUAGCAUCAAGCACCACGGCAAGUACUUCAAGCUAGAGACCAAAUUCAUCGUCGAUCCGUCCCCCCAGCGGACGCCGUUCCUAUUUCAGGCCGGCACCUCGCCCGCCGGCAUCGCCUUUGCUUCCCAGCACGCCGAGGGCAUCUUCCUGGGCGGCUUCACGCCAUCGGCCACGGCGUCCAAGGUAACCGGGAUCCGCGCCGCGGCCGCCGCAAAGGGGCGCGAUCCUCGGAGCAUCAAGUUCUUUAGCAUGAUGAUCCCCGUCCUGGGCGCCACGGACGAGGAGGCGCAGGCCAAGCUGGCGGAGCUCAAGAGCUACGCCAGCACGACGGGCGGGCUCGUCUUCAUGAGCGGGCUGACGGGCAUCGACCUGUCGCGCGUCCCGCUGGACCAGGAGCUCAAGACGUCGGACAGCACGGACGCGAACCGCAUCCACAGCCAGCUGGCGGGCAUGACCGAGGACCACGAGACCAAGUGGACGCCGCGCAACGUGGCCGAGCGCGCCUCGCUCGGGGGGCUGGCGCCGCUCAUGGUGGGCACGCCGGCCGCCGUCGCCGACGAGAUGGAGCGCUGGAUGCGCGAGGCUGAUAUCGACGGCUUCACGAUUGCCCAAAUGACGGCCCCCGGGACGCUGGUGGACAUGGUCGAGUUGCUCGUUCCCGAGCUGCGGCGGAGAGGCGUCUAUCCUGAAGUUGCGGCAGGAGGAGAAGAGGGGCUCUCGAUGAGAGAGAGAGUUCUAGGAAGAGGGCAAAGAUGGUUGCGAGAUGAUCACAUUGGCAGCACGUUCAAGUACGAUGCAUACCAGGAAAGUCCAUUGCAGGAGGAAGCGAUUUAA
Molecule: messenger RNA, 1485 nt
Organism: Pestalotiopsis fici W106-1
Lineage: Eukaryota; Fungi; Ascomycota; Sordariomycetes; Amphisphaeriales; Sporocadaceae
Exons: 4
Coding region: 1-1485 (494 amino acids)
Molecular function (GO): oxidoreductase activity, acting on paired donors, with incorporation or reduction of molecular oxygen; monooxygenase activity
Source: RefSeq, a predicted model, not a curated record